This is a messenger RNA of Anopheles stephensi (Asian malaria mosquito), 993 nucleotides long. RefSeq names its product mediator of RNA polymerase II transcription subunit 8 (gene MED8). NCBI's taxonomy places the organism in Eukaryota, Metazoa, Arthropoda, Insecta, Diptera, Culicidae. Gene Ontology annotation, molecular function: transcription coregulator activity; RNA polymerase II cis-regulatory region sequence-specific DNA binding. Gene Ontology annotation, cellular component: mediator complex; core mediator complex. The coding region runs from base 176 to 925 and encodes 249 amino acids. The record is from RefSeq and is a predicted model, not a curated record. The transcript has 2 exons. Gene Ontology annotation, biological process: regulation of transcription by RNA polymerase II.
CAGCUUGGAAGAAGCUGUCAAAGGGUCAGUUCGACAUUCCUCGGCGUUGGGUUGUUUACGUUUUCCUGCGGUAGGGGUUGGCGAUUCGGCCAACAAAAAACUCAAUAUCUAGUGUUUUUAAGCCAACAAAGUGCAUGUUUUUACAUCUGGGAGUGUAUUAAAACAGCAACGCACCAUGCAACGAGAAGAAAAGCAGCUGGACAUGCUGCUGGAAGCUGUCCUCAACAGGCUAAACGAUCUGAAGCUCUCGAUCGGAGUGAUGAUACACCGAUUGGAGACGGAGUACGAGACGAUCAACUGGCCCACAUUUCUGGAUAACUUUGCCUUAAUAUCUAGCCACCUGACCGGUUUGAUGAAAAUUCUGAGCACCGAAAUCGGAACACCGCUGCGCAACCUAACCGUGCUGCCGUUGAUGCUUACACCGGAACGGGAUGAAGCUUUGCUGCAGCUAACGGAAGGCAGAGUACCGAUAUUUUCACACGAUCUUGCACCUGACUAUCUCCGCACAAAGCCGGACCCGGGCGCGGAAAGCAGACAGGCGGCACACGAAGCGAAGGCAAACAAUCUUACGGUGGAAGCAAGCAUGAAGCAGGUGGCUCAGUACAAUAAGGUCAUAUCGCACGUCUGGGACAUAAUCAGCAAGGCGAAAGAGGAUUGGGAGAAUGAAUCUUCCACCCGACCCGGCAUCCAGCAGACCAGCUCGAUGGCGGACACGCAAGCACUGGUGGCAGCCGUUGGGCUUGGCAAUGGUUUGACUGCCCCGGUAGGACCGCCAAGCGGUGCAGGCGUGAUGAUACCGCCCGCGAUAAGGCAAGGAUCUCCAAUGAGCGCAGUUUCACCUUCUGGCGGUGCUCCGAUGGGCAAAAUGCCAUCGGGCAUUAAGACGAAUAUCAAGUCCGCUAAUCAGGUGCAUCCUUACCGUUAGCAAAAUUAAAUGCAAAUUUAGUUUGUAGUUUAUGUAUCGAAAUAAAGUUAAGUCUCUCUAUAUUCAUA